Messenger RNA from Auxenochlorella protothecoides, 924 nucleotides. Its product is annotated as Ribosome production factor 1. Lineage: Eukaryota; Viridiplantae; Chlorophyta; Trebouxiophyceae; Chlorellales; Chlorellaceae. The record is from RefSeq and is a predicted model, not a curated record. Gene Ontology annotation, molecular function: rRNA primary transcript binding. Gene Ontology annotation, biological process: maturation of 5.8S rRNA; maturation of LSU-rRNA. Bases 1 to 924 code for a protein of 307 amino acids. The transcript is spliced from 6 exons. Gene Ontology annotation, cellular component: nucleolus; preribosome, large subunit precursor.
AUGGUCGAGCACAUUGGCAACAAGCAGGUCCGGUCCACCAGGUUUCGCGAGCUGAAGCGGAAGGAGGACCGACGGAAGAAGGCAGAGAGGAAAAAGCGGCAAGCAGCAGCCGAGAAGGCAGAGAAAGCGGGUGCAGAACCCGUACCGAAGCCGGUCCCCAAGACAAUCGAGAACACACGAGAACUGGAUGAGACUAUUGUUGCGCCGGAUGACGAGGAGGUAGCUGCAGAGGAGACACAGGAUGAGUUUGCAGAUCACUUUAAGAGGGUGCGCCCGCCACAUGUGCUCAUCACCACCUGCUUCAAGCCAUCUGGGAUCAUGUACAAGUUCAUAGCCGAGCUUCUGGAGGUUUUCCCCAAUGCCACAUACUACAAGCGCCAGGGUUUCCCGCUGAAAAAGAUCGUGCAGUUUGCGAAGAAUCGCGACUUCUCAGACGUGGUGGUCAUCAACGAGGACAGGAAGAUGAUCAACGGCAUGCUGGUGACCCACCUGCCAGAGGGCCCCACCGCCCAGUUCAGGCUAUCAAAUCUGAAGCUGUCGACGGAGAUCUCGAACCACGGCCGCAUCUCAUCCCAUCGCCCAGAGGUGGUGCUGAACAACUUCUCCACUCGACUUGGGCACCGGGUGGGCCGCCUCUUUGCCUCCCUCUUUCACCAGGACCCCGCCUUCCGGGGCAGGAGGGUGGUCACCUUCCACAACCAGCGCGACUUCAUCUUCUUCCGGCAUCAUCGCUACAUCUUCGAGGAGAAGGCGGACCGGAGGACAAAGGAGGCGCGAGUGCAGGCGCGGCUGCAGGAACUGGGGCCACGCUUCACUCUGCAGCUGGAGUCGCUGCAGAAGGGAACCUUUGACUCCAAGUCUGGCGAGUUUGAGUGGCUGAACAGCGGGGAGCAGGACACCUCCAGGCGCCGCUUCAAGCUCUGA